This is a messenger RNA of Pomacea canaliculata, 3362 nucleotides long. Its product is annotated as stromelysin-1-like. The record is from RefSeq and is a predicted model, not a curated record. Gene Ontology annotation, biological process: collagen catabolic process; extracellular matrix organization; proteolysis. Gene Ontology annotation, molecular function: metalloendopeptidase activity; zinc ion binding. Gene Ontology annotation, cellular component: extracellular matrix. The coding region runs from base 241 to 2046 and encodes 601 amino acids. The transcript is spliced from 12 exons. Lineage: Eukaryota; Metazoa; Mollusca; Gastropoda; Architaenioglossa; Ampullariidae.
GGAGACCACUUGAGUACCUCAGACACUACAACAUUCGGGUUAGUCACCGUUCAUAACAGCUGGAACAGAAUUUCCAGACAACAAAAACAAGUCAUUUGAAAGAUCUGAAGAACCGAAGACAUUUUCAUUUAUUGGAGGAGACUAAAAGGAUUAUGUGAGAAAAGACAGCCUGAAAAACUUGAGUUUAAAAUUACAAAAAAUAAUAACAAUAAAUUGGACAACUAGAAGGCCGUCAAGAAAAUGAUUUCAGCAAAGGUUUGUUUGAGAUGGACUUUCCUGACAACUAUUGUGGUGGCUGCAUGGAUUGAAGCUGCGCCAGCGAGAGACAGUAAAAGCACCGACAAAGUCGUAGUGGACAAGCAAGAGAGAGAGAUAGUGCAGACGAGGUCGGAAUCUGUGGCGAGCGUUCGCCGAGAGCGUUCUGCGACAGAUACCAGCGGUGACGACGCUAACACGGCGGACAACUUCCUGCAUGCAUAUGGCUACUUCCGGAAAGGGAAACCACUCUCCUUGCAGACUGGACUGGCCACAGGAGAAGCCAGGGAGGAGAGCAAUGAAGGGGAUAGCACGUCAGAUGCCGUCAGGAUGUUCCAGAGCUACUUUGGCCUUCCCCAGACAGGACGACUCGACAGGGUCACGAUGGAGCUGAUGAAGAAGGACCGAUGUGGUGUUGCUGACAUCCCAGAAGAAAAUGACAAAACAACAAACUUAGAAACUCCGCAAUCAUUUGCUCUUAGUGGAACGAAGUGGGAGCAUGACACCCUGUCAUGGAAACUCACCAAGACAACGAAUAAACUGUCUAAUGAAGACCAGCGGAGAGUGAUGCACGAAGCAUUCAAUGUAUGGAGCCAAACGGCGCCUCUUACUUUCCGUGAAGUGAGAUCAAAUGACAAUGCGGACAUUGUGAUACUUUUUGGAAGAAAUAACCAUGGUGACAGCUACCCGUUUGAUGGUCGAGGCAAAGUGUUGGCGCAUGCGUAUGGGCCGGGGAAGUCCGAUCUGGCGGGAGACGCCCAUUUCGAUGACGAAGAACACUGGACAAGGGAUGCUAAGACUGGCUCCGACCUGCUGAUGGUGGCCAGCCACGAGCUGGGUCACUCUCUGGGUCUGUCGCACUCUCGUGACCCCAAUGCACUCAUGUACCCGUACUACGGAAUGCAGACGGCGCUGAAACUGGGCGACGACGACAUUCAGGCCAUCCAGUCGUUGUAUGGUACCCGACUGGGCCCGCUACCCACCACCAGACGACCCCCCGUGGUCACCCAGGGUAGCACCGCCAGUCCGCAGUGGACCAAGAGUCACAUGACCGCCCCCACGGCUCGAGCCACCACCCGCGGACCAGUCACUGGAUCGACAACUCGUCCUGCAGGCUGCAACAUCGACUUCGACCACGUCAUCGAAGAUGACAGGAACGUCUACAUCGGCAUCAAGGGAGACCAGGCGUACCGCUUUACGUCCGAGAAGCUGUUGCCAGGGUACCCUGUACCCGUGCAGAGCCUCUUCAAGGGGGCGCCCGCUCGUCCGUCAACGGUCUUCACCUCACCUGAGAAGAAGACAACAUUUUUUAUAGAAGGUAACCGUCUGUGGCGCUUCACUAACAAUGUCCACGACGGCAAAACCGCCGACAUCCAGUUUCCAGAGGUCAUCCGCUUUGUUCUUCCACUUGUGGACUCGGCUGGAAACAGACGGUUCUUUGCCUUCGGGACAACCUACUGGUUUGAGUACAAUUUUGAUGAGCCAAGUCAGCUGCGUCCCCGAUCUUACUCGAUAGUCCAGUACUGGCCAGGUGUGACGACUGAUGUCAAGUAUGGCAUUGAGUGGAGUGACGGACACAUCUACCUGGUGACACCUGACAGUCACGUGGUACUGGACCAUUUCCGGCGACCGUUGAAAGGAGGAAAACAGUCGGGCGUCCCUCACUGGCUGCAGGCUGUGUGUAUGCAGACUGCCUCUCUGGCAGGGUCGGAAGCUACUUCAAAGACUCCAUCGCUGAUACUACUGUUGGCAGCAUUUGUAUCAGUUAUAUUUGUGUUUCCACGAGAAUAAUGCCAUAGGUAAAACGCUUCUUCUGAGGAGGAAACGAGAAAGCAGGGAUGUGAAUGAAUGUUGGUGUUUCCAUAGAAACCGCCUUGAAGAAACAAGCAAACCACGACGAAAACCUUCAGGUCCUUGGAGUCAUCUACUGACAACUAAAAAUGUGAACAGAUGAGCAAAGGAACAAAACCUGGUUCGGAUUGUGGACCGCGAUCAUCGAAACUUUUCUACUGUAGCUGAAUUUUUGCAGCACCGUCUAUCAGAGACUUUCAUGAUGAGCUACAUAUCAUCUCACUUCAUACGGGUGUUUGGAUGCAAUAAUUAAAUGAAAACACCUACAUGACUGGAGGGUGGGGGUAGGUGGGGAAGUGGGAGUGUUAGCACCACAACAUAUCGGCUUUCAGCAUCACACACUGGGGCAGUUUGUAAUGAUGUUUUGAGCGGAGUGAGAGAGAAGCUGAAAUGACCGAGAAGAUAGCUGAGACUGGCUACUGAAAGUAUACUAAUUUAUUGUAGUAAGACAUACAUAAAUUAUGUUAAAUAAAUUAAAAGUAAAUUAAUAACUGCAAAGCAAGAUACAGAGCAAGAAAAGGAAGUUAAGAGAAAGAAUGUGGUGAGGGGGAGAGAGAAAGAGAAAGAACGAAUGAACAAAGAUACUGAAUGAAAUCGAGAGGAAGAGAAAGAUAUAUGAAAAGAAAAAAUAUAGAGAUGUGAGCGAGAAAAAUGCGAGUUAAUAAAGAGAGAGAGAGAAAGUAGCAGAGAGUGGAUUUUGGAAGAGUAAAAAAUAAUGAAAAGUAAUGAUAACGAGAGUAGAUGGAAAGAGGAUGAAAGAAAAUAGAGGAAAACCUAUGAGAAAAAGUAAGGGAGAGAAUAAAGAAAGUGUGGGAGAGAAAGGGAGAGAACUCUUCAUCAAACACUGUCUCGUCAUCUUUCGUUUCGUCAGGAAUGACGAGGCAGAUGUUAGCGCGAACAACGGAAUAUUAUUAUUUGUUAUCAUCGGUUGUGUAUCACUUGCUUAGUUUCAAGACGACAUGUUGUACUCCUGAAAACUAAGACUGUACUUUCUUUGUAGGUUUUUUGUACUUUCAUUCUUUUUCUUCAUUUCUUUCUUUUUUCAUUAUUUUUUCUUUCUUUUUUGCUUUCUCUUUUCUUUUGUUGUGGUUUAUUUAUGGUUAUGUGAUUUCUGGAGAAGGAAAGACUGAAGCACUGGUUGUUAUACUCCCAUGUCAUCAGAUUUGUAUUUCAUGUUUUAUUGUUUCAUACUUGUCCAUUAUUUAUUGCAAUAGUUAUUUAUUGCUCGCUAGAAAAUAAAAUAUAGUCUCAACAGA